CUAGAGCUUUCAAUUGUAUUUAUGAGAACGCAGUUCGUAAUCGAGAACCUUGUAAUACAUUUCAAUGUGUAUUAAAAUUCAUAUAAAAUGAAAAGACUAAGCGAUGACGAACCUCCGAAACCAAAGGGAAGGUGGGCACGGCUGAUGCACAUGGUUGACGGCUCGAAGAAAAUACGAUACAGUUCGAUCAGAGAGGCACGCCGAGCUGUGCUCCAUUUCUUUAUCUAUAUAAUAUUUCUGGCACUGGCAUCAUUGGUGACACAGACAACCAACAAUGUUCCCAUGUACUAUUUAAACGAUGCUAUCCACAGGCAGAUUAUAGGUCGUCGGGUGCCCAUGGAGCCUGGAUUGAUUAGCAAAUAUUCGGAGAUCGACUCUUUGGAUAGGUAUUGGGACUUCGUUCUGUACACGUUUCUACCAUUGCUCGAUACAGGCGACUUUAGGUCGACUCAUAAAGAGUCCAUCUGGAAAUUCACCAAUGAGACAAAUCAGUUCGAUGGGAUCUAUGGCGACCUCUACCAUCGAGUCAUAAUGCAUGGAAUUGUGCUGCUCGGACCCCCACGUUUCAGACAGAUUAUGGUAGAGGGGGGUCACUGUAAAGAGUAUGCCCCCUUCUCCAAAUACAUGGAUACCUGUUAUGCUACCUAUACGUGGUCCAAUGAGCGCCGUACGGAUUACCGCGGUACCAAAUGGGUCAGCAUGUGGGAGGACGGUGCGAUGCCGAUCAUUGGCGAGAUUGAAGUCUAUUUGGGCGCCGGCUAUAUAACGAGCCUUAGCUAUGACAAUAAAUUGAACUUCCGCCUAGUUGAACACUUACGCGACACCAAAUGGAUCGAUCGCUCCACACGGAUUUCCCUAAUCGAGCUCAGUUUGUUUCACGUCAACACUCGCCUCUUCGAGAGCGUCAAGUUAAAGGUAGAGCGUCCAGCGACUGGUGGACUUGUACCCAGCUAUUCUUUGCGGUCAAUGCGACAGGAAACUAUAUUUACCGAUUCCAACUGGGCUAUUCGGAUUGCAUCCUGUAGCUACUAUCUGAUGGUCGUGCUGUUUACCUUUAGAGAGAUUCGACUUAUAAAAAAAUAUGGUUUUUGUAAAUAUAUCGGCAAUGUGGUCAAUUUAGCGGACUUUACGUGCUAUGUGUGUUCAUACAUAAUGCUGUUGAUCCACGUGAUACGAUCCUUCUAUCAUAACAACAUCAUGGAUAUUGUGAAGACAUCCGAUAGGUAUAUUAAUCUUGACUGGGCUUCUGCACUUGCCGUCGUAUACAAUAAUAUUGCUGCAAUUACCAUAUUUUUGGCCUGGAUUCGUAUAUUGACCUUUUUGGUCUUUAAUCGGACAAUGGUUAUAUUUGUGAAUGUCGUCCGUGAGAGCACCAGCGAAAUGGUUGGCUUUCUUUUAAUGUUCUUUGCCAUGUUAAUGGCCUACGCAGAGUGUGGCAGGGCUUUGUUUGGGGACAAAGAUGAACAGUUUUACAAUCUAGAAUCUUCAAUACUGACCAUGAUGCGAUGGGUCGUGGGCGACUCCAUGUACGAUAGUUUCAAGAUGAAAGAGCUGAAAGCCGGGAUUUAUUACAUGUCAUUCGUGAUUAUUGUGUAUGCCUUGCUGCUGUUCGCCUUCCUGGUCAUCAUCAACUGCACGUACGAUGAGAUCCAAUCCUCUAUGCAGACCCGGGCCUCCAAAUUGGGUCUUCUCAUUCGUUUGUUCUUCCGGAGUCUAUACGAUCUGCUCUACUUCAUCUUCUGUGGUAAGCGGAAGAAACGCGCAAAAGACGACGAAGACUUGAAGAGUGAACUGGCCUCCGAUCAGCGCAUCGAUCCCCAAGAGGCAGCCGAGCGGGCUGCCAUGCGCCGGCAGUUGCUCCAAAAUCCGGUCACCCUGUCACAGUCCGAAUACCUGCCCAGGCGCAUGGAAUGUGCUGCAAAACGCGUUAAAGCUUUGGAAGAGGUAACUGGCCCAGUGCUGAAGCGCCUCAUUAACUAUUAUUAUUCGUUGCGCCGCGAACAAGGCUUGCCAAGAGUAAACAUAGAUAUUUCUGACCUGAGAGGAGGAGCGCUUAGCCCAACAUUUUUUUGAGAUAAUUCAGAAUUCUUAAAAUAUUAUUCUUCUAAUAAAAAUAUACUUACAAAUUUA
This is a messenger RNA of Drosophila montana, 2130 nucleotides long. RefSeq names its product polycystin-2-like protein 2. Gene Ontology annotation, molecular function: calcium ion binding; calcium channel activity. Lineage: Eukaryota; Metazoa; Arthropoda; Insecta; Diptera; Drosophilidae. Bases 88 to 2073 code for a protein of 661 amino acids. The record is from RefSeq and is a predicted model, not a curated record. The transcript has 7 exons. Gene Ontology annotation, cellular component: membrane. Gene Ontology annotation, biological process: detection of mechanical stimulus.